Corticium candelabrum is the source of this 541-nucleotide messenger RNA. RefSeq lists its product as uncharacterized. The record is from RefSeq and is a predicted model, not a curated record. The transcript has a single exon. Bases 11 to 445 code for a protein of 144 amino acids. NCBI's taxonomy places the organism in Eukaryota, Metazoa, Porifera, Homoscleromorpha, Homosclerophorida, Plakinidae.
UCAACACAACAUGCCACCAAAAAAGUCCAACCUGUCACGCCGCUCUGCCAGCUUAAGAAGGCAAUCUUCCACUCUCUUGGAAGAGACAGAAGAACGGCGUCAGAAACGCCGACAAGAUCUCCGUGCACGAGCAGCUUCAAGGAGAGCAAUUGAAACACCAGAACAACGUCAGAAACGCCUACAAGACCUCUGUGCACGAGCAGCAAAGAGGAUAACAGCUGAAACACUAGAACACCGUCAGAAACGCCGACAAGACCUCUGUGAACGAGCAUCAAAGAGGAGAGCAUCUGAAACACCAGAACAGAAUGACGUACGGAUUGAGGGUGUUCGCACACGAGCAACUGCAAAGGGAGCGGCUCAGCCAGACGAAGAAAGGGAGACUGAGGUACGAGAACGUCAUCUGCGUACGUCAAUUGGAUCAGCGUCAUUGCACUCCAGCACGUGACAUACUCUUUGAAGCAUUGAAGAUCUCCGGUGCUGCAUUCAAUUACGACUCAUCUCUUGAUUAUUCAAUUGCGGCGCAGAUUGGAUCGAUGUCUCA